Molecule: messenger RNA, 1299 nt
Organism: Mycena indigotica
Lineage: Eukaryota; Fungi; Basidiomycota; Agaricomycetes; Agaricales; Mycenaceae
Product: Enolase C-terminal domain-like protein
Exons: 8
Coding region: 1-1299 (432 amino acids)
Biological process (GO): amino acid catabolic process
Source: RefSeq, a predicted model, not a curated record
AUGGCGGAGUUCCCGACCGGCCUGCACUCGCCCGGCGCCAAUGCGAUUAAGACGAUAGAGACGUUCUAUGUGCGCCCCCGAUGGCUAUUUGUGCGCGUGGAGACAGAAAGCGGAGUUGUUGGCUGGGGCGAGGCUACACUCGAAGGGCACACCGAAGCCGUGGAGGGCGUCUUCACGGACCUCCGCGAGCGAUUCAUUGGGUGGGACAGCGCGGCGAUCGAGGACAUCUGGCAGACGGCAUAUCGACUGCGCUUUUACCGUGGCGGGCCGGUUAUGAUGAGCGCGAUAUCUGGCCUGGACAUUGCGCUGUGGGACAUCAAGGGCAAGACGCUCGGCGUACCAGUGUGGCAGCUGCUUGGCGGGAAAGUCCGCGACAAAUGUCGUUGCUAUGGGUGGAUCGGUGGAGACAAGCCCAGCGACGUGCUAGCGCAGGCUGUCGCGCGGAAGGCCGAGGGGUUUACAGCUGUGAAGAUGAAUGCAGUCGAAGAUGUAUGGUCAGACGCCUUUGGGGUCAUCAUUAACGUGGAACAGGUUGACUGGCUCGCCUCUCCAGACAUCGUCGACGCUGUGGUGGAACGGGUGAAGGAGGUCAAGAGUAUCGGGAUUGACGUUGGCCUAGACUUCCACGGUCGCGUGCACCGUCCCCUCGCGAAACAACUUGCCAAAGCGCUUGAGCCGCACCGUCCACUGUUCAUCGAAGAGCCGCUUCUUCCUGGUCAGCCACAGGAGAUCCAGGCUCUCGCUGCGAGCACGACCAUCCCCAUCGCACUCGGCGAACGGCUCUUCACGCGACAGGAGUUCCGCCCAUACUUUGAGGCGGGCUGCGUUGAUAUCGUACAACCAGAUGUCGCGCAUGCGGGUGGCAUCAGCGAGGUGCGGCGGAUUGCAAACAUGGCUGAGUAUGUGACCAGUUUUGUUCAUUUAUUUGGGGGGAUCAAUGGGUUACAGAACAUACGACAUCGGGCUCGCGCCGCACUGCCCGCUCGGCCCCAUCGCGCUCGCGGCCUGCUUGCAGCUCGCCUUCGCGACGCCGAACUUUGUCAUCUGCGAGAUGAGCUGGAAGGCGGGAUUCACUACAACUCCGCGGAACACGACCUGCUGACGUACAUCCGCAACCCCGCCGCAUUUGCGGUUCGCGAUGGCAUGGUCGACGUCGCGGGGCUGAGCCGCCCGGGGCUCGGCAUCGACAUCGACGAGAAGCGGGUCAGAGCAGAGGAUGGCAAGUUUAGGGCCGGCGAAGUGAACGCGUGGCGAAACCCGGUUUGGAGGGGGCCCGACGGUGCGCUGCGCGAGUGGUGA